This is a messenger RNA of Schistocerca americana (American grasshopper), 933 nucleotides long. RefSeq names its product probable N-octanoylanthranilate hydrolase AqdA2. The transcript has 5 exons. NCBI's taxonomy places the organism in Eukaryota, Metazoa, Arthropoda, Insecta, Orthoptera, Acrididae. The record is from RefSeq and is a predicted model, not a curated record. Bases 1 to 933 code for a protein of 310 amino acids.
AUGGCGGACAUGUUACAGGCAGAACAAGCCCCUCAGCCGGCUCCCUCGUGGUCCGGGCUUCGAGACGCGCUGUCCUUCGCGCGUGGGUGCCCCCAGAAUAACUAUGACGGCUCCGAAGACUGCCUCUACCUCAAUGUCUAUGUGCCGGCUACUGCUAGUGGUCCUUACCCCGUCAUGGUCUAUAUCCACGGUGGCGCCUUCACCAGCGGUUUUUCCUUCAACGACACUCCACACUAUUUCGUGGAGAAGGGAGUUAUGUUGGUGACAACAACCUAUCGUCUCGGUGCCCUUGGCUUCCUGAGCCUGCAAAACGACGAUAUCCCAGGCAAUGCUGGCCUCAAAGACCAGGUGCUGGCGUUGCAGUGGGUGCAAAGCAACAUCGCCACCUUCGGUUGGGAUCCUAGCAGGGUCGCUACUUUAGGGGAAACCCAAGUGACCGAAGCAAAGAUCGCUGACAUGAAGGAGAACUUCACAAUGCUGAUCGGCUCCCAGCUGCCACUGCCCACGGAGGAACAGCGGGUUCGUGCGGCGGAGCAGCUGCAGCAAUUCUACUUUGCAGACGAAGGCUUCUCCACGGACGACAUGCAAGCUGUUAUUGAUGGCAAACAGUAUCUGUUUGGAAGCAACUCAUCGGAACCAGACACGGACCCCAAUUCCAACGAUGGGAAGGUGGCAGACCUGCUCACAACACUUUGGACCAACUUCCCCAAAUCUGUUAGACGAGCAGACGCUACUGAACGUGCUGUUGCACGUGCAGAUGACAUUCUAGUAGUUGUGUUUGCAGACUCCAGGGCGAGACUUGAAGCAAAGGCGAAUGAUGUGCUCUCUCAGAUGCAGCAUUGCUGCAAGGGCAACCAACUGACUAUUGAUGUUCAUAAAACCCGCACACAUCCUUCUGAAGAGAAAACUUUCUCUUGCCAAAGAGAGGCUUGA